AUGUCGCCAUCCGACCAACUUGCGAUUCCCAAAGGCUCAACUGUGCUAGUCACGGGCGCCGUGGGUUUUAUUGGAUCUCACAUUGCAGACCAGUUUCUCAAGCAAGGCUACAAGGUCCGCGGGACUACGCGAAGCCCAGAGAAGAACGCCUGGAUCAACAAGCUGUUCGACAGCAAGUAUGGGCCGGGCAACUUUGAAUUGAUGGCAAUAUCCGACAUGGCCGAGCCGAAUGCCUUUGCACAAGUCGUCAAGGGCGUCUCGGCUGUCGUUCAUACGGCAUCCAUCUUCACAAUGGACCCCAACCCGGAGAAUGUGAUCCCUGGAACCGUGGCGGGGACGCGCAAUGCUCUCGAGGCCGCCGCACAGGAGCCCAGCGUGAAGCGCUUUGUGCUCACGUCCUCUUCCACCGCGGCCUUGAUCCCCAAACCCAACGACCCCCGCAAGGUUACCACUGAUUCGUGGAACGAUGAGGCUGUGGCGGAGGCUUACAGCGACCCGCCCUACGGCCCCGAGCAUGCGCUGCCCGUUUAUGCGGCCAGUAAAACUUUGGCGGAAAAGGAUGCAUGGAAGUUCAUGGAGGAGAAGAAACCCGCUUUUACCCUAAACACGGUUCUACCCAAUCUCAAUUUUGGCGCGAGUCUCGACACGACCCACCAAGGCCACCCAUCCACUUCAGGGAUUGUUGUUGCUCUCUUUAAUGGAGAUACCAACUUUUACCAGGGCGCUGUCCCGCCCCAGUACUAUGUCGACGUCCAGGACGACGCCCUCCUGCACGUAGCUGCUGCGAUUCUCCCAGAGGUCCAAUCAGAACGCAUCUUUGCGUUCGCCGAGCCCAUGAACGGAGAUCGAAUCCUGGCCGUGUUCCGCCAGCUGUACCCUACACGCAGCUUUGCCUCGAACUUCCAGUCUGGCGAGGACCUGAGCGAGAUUGUUCCCCGUAAGCGGGCUGAGGAUCUGCUGCGUAAGUUGGGUAAAGACGGGUGGACAAGCCUGGAGCAGAGCAUUAAGUGGAACACGGAGGAUCUUGUGUAA
Messenger RNA from Pestalotiopsis fici W106-1, 1032 nucleotides. RefSeq lists its product as uncharacterized. The transcript has 2 exons. NCBI's taxonomy places the organism in Eukaryota, Fungi, Ascomycota, Sordariomycetes, Amphisphaeriales, Sporocadaceae. The record is from RefSeq and is a predicted model, not a curated record. The coding region runs from base 1 to 1032 and encodes 343 amino acids. Gene Ontology annotation, molecular function: oxidoreductase activity, acting on the CH-OH group of donors, NAD or NADP as acceptor.